Chaetomium globosum CBS 148.51 is the source of this 612-nucleotide messenger RNA. RefSeq lists its product as uncharacterized. The transcript has 3 exons. The record is from RefSeq and is a predicted model, not a curated record. NCBI's taxonomy places the organism in Eukaryota, Fungi, Ascomycota, Sordariomycetes, Sordariales, Chaetomiaceae. The coding region runs from base 1 to 612 and encodes 203 amino acids.
AUGAAGUUCUCCUUCGGUACUGUUCUCGCCCUCGCGGCCGCUGUGCUCGCCCAGCCCAAGUUCACCAACUCCAACUUCGAAGUCGAGGAGGGGGAGCCGUUUACCCUCACGUGGAACAAUGCCGAAGGGCCCGUCACCAUUACUCUCGUGCACGGCCCCGAGAAGAACCUGCAGCCAGUCACGGUCCUUACCACUUCGGGAAGCGACGGCUCGUUCACCUGGACCCCCUCUGACUUGCCCUCGGACACGUAUGCCUUCGAGAUUAUCGACGACACCGGGGUGAAGAACUGGAGUCAGCGGUUCCAGUACACCGGCACUGGCUCCGUCACUAGCACCGAGGCGCCCACAUCCACCGCUGAAUCCAGCACCAGCACCGAGGCCUCCAGCACCACCACCAGCAGCUCCAGCAGCAGCGAGACCGAGUCCACCACCACCUCCGAGGAGGCUAGCAGCACCACCUUCACCACCUCCACAACCGAGGAGGCCGAGACCAGCACCCGCGCGACCACCAGCCCCACCGGCUCCCCCCCGGACCUGAACAACGGCCAGCGCUUUGCGUCGCCCCUGGGCUUCGUCCUCGUCACCGUGGCCGCCCUGGUCUUCUUCCACUAA